AAACAAAAAAGUGAGUUCCGAAUGGAAUAACAGCUAUUAUGUAGUGUGAGGAAAUCGCCGUAAAUAACCUAUGACUUGUUACCGCGUUAACCGGCGACUUGUCACACGGACAGAUUUAUGAAUUUUUCUUAGAAUAUAGUGUUGGUAACCUUGGUAACUAUUAGUCAUGACAGCAGACAAAAGGGUAUUUGCGGGUUGUCAGAUUGUCCUGGACCUCAGCACCAGCGUGGGAUUCAAGAAGAAACAGGAAAUUAGAAAAACCAUUACAGAAAAUGGUGGAAUAAUAUCCUACAUUGUCACUAAAAAGAGUACCCAUGUCGUACUGAAUGAUGCAGAGAAAGCAGACAUCAGCUACAAAUGUAAAAUGGCCACCAAAUUCAGAAUACCAGUGGUCUCCCUUGAUUUUAUUUUUGACUGUGUCAGUCAAGGGAAACAACUCAACACUGACGAUUAUCUCCUGGUGGGAAAAACAAAGGCGGAGGAAUUCAGCACUGGGAGAAUUGUGGCUGGAAAAUCUGGAUUAAUACCUGAAGGAAAGAAGAAGAAAAUGGUCUCCACUUUUAACCCCAAGUCCGUGAAGGUGUGGCAGGAGGGGGAUAAGAACAUGCCAGAAUUUGAUAAGGAGAGCGAGGUGGCAAAGUUUGCCAUGUUUCAGAAAUAUGAUAAGAAAACACAGACAACACAGUUUUGUGUAUUGGAGAUUCAGGCAUCUAAAAGAGUGAUUUCCCUUGACAACAAGGAACCCCCACCCAAAUUUUGUGUUUGUUCUCAUGUGGGCAGUGUGGGAGAUAUACAGGACAAACCAAAUAGCGGCAUUAGGGAAUAUCGUUUUACGCGGAUGUCAGAGGAAGCUCUCAGUGUAUAUAGCGCCCUCUAUAAGCAGAUGACAGAGCCCCCUAUUGGUAUGAAAGUUUGUCGAAAGCCUCCAAGUCAGAAUAUAGGCAGUAAGAAAUUCCAAAAGAUGAUUGUGGAGUAUGGAAUGGAGGAGACAGAGUUGUCUACCCCUGUGGCUGAGCUGAUGCGACACAUUUGGCAGGAGGCAGGAGGAGAAAUAGAGGACAUCCUCAGUAGUCCACUACAGUCCCUCAAACUGGACCAGGUGGAGAAGGCGACAGCCAUUUUGACCCAGAUGAAGGAGAACCAAUCGGAUAACAGUAAACUACAGGGUCUAUUUGAGGAAUUCUACUCCGCACUUCCCCACCGACCUCACCACCGGUCAACGACCUUCAGCCUUAGCUGGCUGGCCAGAAAGCUGGACCUAUGUCAGCUCAUCAGAGAUGUGGUGUCUGUGAGUGAGGCCACCAACUGGUCCACGCGGGGAAAUGUUGAGGCCCAAUACAAAGCCCUCAGAUGUCAGAUAUCACACAUAGCAGGGGGCCUGCCAAAACCAGUCAAGGACAUUCUCAAUCUGAAAGGUGGUGAUGAUAUGAACAUACAAAAUGUCUACACCAUAUGUCGACCCACAGAGAGUGAGAAAUUUCGCUCUGAUCUGGAUUCCAGGCUCCUUUUCCACGCCUCCAAUGUGGAAAAUUUUGUCGGAAUUCUCUCUAGAGGUCUUUUGAUGCCAAAGGUCAUUGUCGAUGACUACGGAGGAAAGAGAACAGACCCGGGAAUGCUGGGACAUGGGAUUUAUUUCGCUAGUUCGGCAAGCACAAGUAUAAAGUACUCAAAGUCCAGUAAAACGAGGAACACACGAAUGAUGCUGGUCAGUCAGGUAGCCCUGGGAAAUACACUGGACGUCUUCUCCCACCAGAAGGACCUCACAGCUCCCCCUAGUGGCUACGACAGCGUUCACGGAGUGGCAGCCAGUAGGGAUGUAAAAUCAGACUUUCAGGAUGACGAAUAUGUCGUCUACAGCACGGAUCAACAGAUGCUGAGUUAUCUAGUGGAGUUUACCGUGGGGGAGGAGAAACCAGAUGAGUUAUUACUGGAGAAAGAGGAAAUGGCAAGGGAGGUGACUCUGUCAGAGACUGAUGUUGACAUCAGUGACGUUCAGAAUGUCAAGGACCCACUGACUAAGGUCAAGGUCGGAUUGGUAUCCAAGGAUGACACUCCUGUCUCUUUAAGGGAAGCCCACAUCCGUGCAAAGUUGAAGGAUUUAGCUGGGGAGGUUGUAGUCCUACAGGAAUAUUACAACAUGAGUGACCAAGCCCUGGAGGCUAAAUACGUGUUUCCGUUGGAUGACAUGGCCGCAGUGUGUGGGUUUGAGGCCUUCAUUAACGGUAAACACAUUAUAGGGGAGGUCAAAGAGAAGGAGACCGCCCACAAAGAAUACAAGCAGGCCAUACAGGAGGGACACGGAGCGUAUCUCAUGGACCAGGACGAGGAAACGCCUGAAGUGUUUACCGUGAGUGUUGGAAACCUUCCCCCGCAGGCGGUGGUCAUCAUUAAAAUCACCUACGUCACGGAACUUCAGGUGGAUGGUGAAUUGAUCAAUUUCCGUCUCCCAGGGAGCGUGGCGCCAUGGAAAAAAAAAUAUGUAGAUGCUCCGGAAUUUAAAGACAAGGACUGGGACACAGUGCAGGUGUCGGAAACAGACUGCAGUAUAGACGUGUAUAUUGACAUGCCAUUCGACAUCAGAAGUCUCGAAUGUCCAACACACAAAGUACUGGUCAAGAAAACUGCCACGAAGGCUGUGGUGAGGAUGAAAGAUGAGCAGACAAUUAAUGAUGGCUUCCAGCUUUUGAUUGGUUUAGCUGAGAUACAUGUCCCACGGAUGUGGGUAGAGACAGAUGAAGGAGAAUCUCAGGCUUGCAUGUUGACAUUUUAUCCGGAGUUUGAGGCUGAAGAGGAGUCAGGGGUGGAGGUGAUUUUGAUGAUUGACAGCUCUAAUUCCAUGAAAGACUCCGCCCUCCAAGAUGCCAAGAAGGCUGCACUUCUGAUGUUGCACCACUUAAACUGUGGGUGGAGGUUUAACGUGGUGAUGUUUGGAACAGCUUUUUCGGAGCUUUUUCCAUCCUCACAGCCAGUUAGCAAAUCCAAUUUACAAGCUGCAAAACAAUUCAUUCAGAAACUACAUGCUGACCAGGGUAACACUGAACUCUGUCGACCUUUGAACUCUUUCUUCCUCCUAAAACCGGAGAGUUCCACAAGGAAUGUUUUUCUCAUUUCUGAUGGCCACAUCAAUGAUGAAGAGACGGCUCUUUACAGAAUUUCCAGAAACUAUCAGCACACCAGAAUAUUUACUCUGGGAGUCAGCUCCGUGGCGAACCGUCAUCUGCUGAAGGCUGUGGCCCGCGUCGGGGCGGGAUCUUUUGAGUUUUAUGACUCCAAGUUCAAAUCCAAGUGGGAAGAUAAGGUGAAGUCGCAGCUACAGAAAGCUGCACAACCAGUUUUGACUUCCGUAUCUGUUGACUGGCGCCAUGACGACCAGCACCCUGCCCCACUACAAGCUCCACAACAAAUCACUGCACUGUUCAACGGAUCUCGACAAGUCAUCUACGGAUUUGUGGACAACUGCUACAUGGCCACCCUGCGAGCGGAGAUAGCUGGACAAGAGAUAUCAACUGUUGUGUCGACCUCUGACCUCAGUGUCACAAAGGGCAAGAUGUUGCACAGACUCACUGCCAAAGGCGUGAUCAGGGAUUGGGAGGAUGGAGUACUCUCCCCUGACAGAACAGGACAUGAGGUUAAAAAGAUGAACAUGAAGCAGUAUGUGAUAGAGCUGAGUAAGAAAUACACGAUCGUCACAUCACUCACCAGUUUUGUUGCCAUCGAAAAGCGAGAGAAGGUAAAGACUAUCAAAAAUUGCAAGAAGGAUGAGGUUGUUCCUGAAGAUGCCCCUGAUAUCUGGGACCUGCUUGAAAAUGAAGACGUGGAUCAGCUGCAAUAUCUAUCCUGGACCGGCGAUGAUGAGGCUACAAGUGUGGGAAGUGAGACCAGUACCGAUUCAUUAGGAGAGGAAGAGGAAGAGGAGUGUGCGUCGACAGUGGAGGAGUGUGAGAUAGAGUAUGAUUUAUGUUCCGAGGGGGACUGGGUGGAGAAGUCGGCGAUGAUCAGCCCCAGGACUGCUUUACUUGAUGAGGUGAGUGACGCGAUUAGUGCACCAUACAUGGAGGAGGAGGAAGGCACUGAAUUACUAGAUGAACUUUAUGAGCUGAUGGGCGAACAAAAUGAGGGAAAGGAGAGUGCUGAUUCACCUGUAGAUGAGGAGGAGGAGGAAGAGGAAGAGGAGUGUGCGUAUGAGGAGGAAGGAAGAAAGAGUCUCAGAAAGAAGAAGGUAAAGAAAUCGCUGGGGAUCAGAGAUUCAAUAUUUGGUGUAUUAGGCAUACGGGAACAAUCAGGAGAGUUUAAGUAUGAUGAUGAAGAUGAGGCACCGAUUGUGAUGGACAUGGGCUCACUGUUUAUGAAGGCAGGAUUCGCUGGAGACUUCUCCCCCAAGGCUGAAUUUGAGACCACGGUUGGACGACCACGGCACCAGGGUGUGAUGGUCGGAAUGGGACAGAAAGAUGCAUAUGUUGGAAAGGUCACAGGAUCUAAACCUCGGUUGGGAAGAGUGGUAGAUGCAUCUCAAGAUUUGAUGUUGGCAAAAGAAAGAUUGAAGAAGACUGUGACUGUAACUAAAGAGAGGGCAGUACAGAAUGCUGAUCCAGUAUUCCUUCAAUAUAGAUCAAAGAUUGCUCUAUCUGAUGAUGAUUCUGACGAUGAAGAGAUGGGAUUCGGCUUGUUUGAUGAUGAUUAUGAGAUGCCACCAAAAACAUUAAAUGUAUCUGAUAAGGAAUUGACACGCCAAGAACCUGUAUACCAUUAUAGUAUGCCUCGUAGUGUACCUUGUUCCUCAGGAAUUUCAGAUUUGAAGAUGCAAGAAAGAGGCGCUCCCCCAUCUUCACCUUUAAUGGCAGACGGCCCAGUCUUACUAAAAAGGAAGACACAUGGUGGUGUGGUUCAACAAAGCUCUAUCACAUCACCAGCAAUGUCCAACGUUUCCAAGACACCAAUUCUCAAACCAGCUAAGGUAUUUGGAAAAGCAGCUGGUCAACCACCACCACCACCACCAGGGGGCAGCACGAUAUUUGGAAGAGCAGCUGAACCAUUACCACCACUGCCACCACCACCACCAGGGGGCAGUACCAUAUUUGGGAAAGCAGCUGGUCAACCACCAUCACAACUACCAAGUAGUGCAUCAGGCAUGGUUGCAUCAUGCAUGGUUGCACCAUCACUAAUGCAUGAGUCAAUGAAGAUGUCUUCCAGCCCUUUUUCUUCCUUUGAUGUACAUAUGAGGGCUAAUGGAAGAGCAGGAGUACCUUCUGAAUUUAUUCAAACCUCUAGGGUGUCAUCUAGCUCAGGAUCUCUCUUUGGAGCUCCAGUUGAGAAGUUAGAGAUGCAGAUUGGUGGAGGGUCCGGAGCACCCACACAUAUGCAACAAUCAAAGUCUUCAUUUGGUUUUGGUGGUGGGUUAGGAGCACUAUCAGGGAUGCAACAAUCAAGCCCUUCAUUUGGUUUUGGUGGUGGAUUUGGAGCACAACCAUCAGAUAUUCAACAAUCAAGCCCUUCAUUUGGUUUCGGUGGUGGAUCUGGAGCACCAUCAGGGAUGCAACAAUCAAGCCCUUCAUUUGGUUUUGGUGGUUUAUUUGGAGCACCACCACAGAUACAACAAUCAAGUCCUUCAUUUGGUUUUGGUGGUGGGUCUGGAGGACCACCAGAGAUUCAACAAUCAAGUCCUUCAUUUGGUUUUGGUGGUGGGUCUGGAGGACCACCAGAGAUUCAACAAUCAAGCCCUUCAUUUGGUUUCGGUGAACCAUUUGGAGCACCACCACUAACGUCACAGUAUGUCUUUUGCUCACAAAGUCAGAAUGAGGACAUUUUUGAUGUGAUGUCUGAAGGACUUGCACCUCCUCCCCCACCUGAUGUACCGGCUUUAAAAUCAGUGACAAAGCCACCACCACCAACAUCACAACCACCAAUCAUGCAUAAACGUUUGUAUAGGGAAGCAGGUGAGAAAGGAUCACCACCCCCACCAUCACCACGUGGUUCCUCAUCACCAAGUGGUUCUUCUUUUUCGUACAAGUCUCGCAGUCGACGUUCUGAUGAUGUUGCAGAAAAAGAGGACAUAAUCCAGAUGAUGGGCGACUUCGACAAGCCAGUGUUCAGAAAAAUAGAGGAAAAGCAAGAAGUAGAAAAAUUUUGUAGUAGGAAUUCAGACGUGAUGUAUCGUUCUAAGCAGAGCAAGAUGGCAGAUGAUAAGAAGCAGGAAAUAGAUUCAGAGAAAAGGCAAGAAGAAAAAUUGGUUCAUAGGGGAGCAGAAAGGAGGUGUUCUAUGCGCAUUAACAAGAUGGUGGAGAGGGAGCAUGAAAUAGAACCCCUUUUGCCUGAAAAACUAAUGGCACGGAGUAGCGAAAGAUUACUACCCUUUCUUCAUCGGAAAAAGAAAGUUGCAGUGACGGAAAAGCCAGUACCUGGAUAUAUGGAACUGCUGCUGUUGGAUGUUGCACCCCUGUCUCUUGGAGUAGAAGAUGCGGAGGGCAACUUCAUUGUUAUUAUUCCACGAAACUGUACCGUACCAUGCAGGAAAGAGCAGGUCUUCACAUGUAUUGAUGACCGCCAGUCUUGUGUGGAUGUGAGGGUGUAUGAAGGCUGUCUUAAGAAGGCGAGCCACAACAACUUCCUGGGACAGUUGCAAGUCAAAAAUAUCUUGCCUUGCUGCCCUGGGAAAUCAUGGAUUCAAGUUACCAUUGACAUUGACGCCAACAGCAUCACAACAGUCACAAUAAAGGACGUCAGGUCACAUCGCACCGAGUCUUUUAAGAUAGACCAUGACAAGAAUCGAUUGAGUUCUGAGAGCAUUGAACAAAUGAUCCAUGAAUCGGACAAAGAGAGGCAGAACACAGACAACAAGUUAUUACCAAGGACUCCCAAACUUCCAGCAUUACCAACUGGAUAUACAGAGAAAUCCGGAGAGGAGGAGAUGAAUGCCUUAGGGAUUGGAUCCCUUGUUACUAAUGUUCUGAAGAAGUCGCCCAAUCUAAAAUUAUCCUCUCUCAACUCCAUGUUCAACAUCCAGGAGAACAACUUGUGGAAGCUUGGUGCAAAUUUGGAGGAGACUUUUGGAAUUGACAUCACAAAGUGUUUGGAUAUUCUUCAAAGAGCAGGCCUGCAUUCGUUAGGUAAGAAGAUCGGGGAUGAAGUCCUGGAGAUCAUCUCGACAGCCUUAGCCCUGCUUCUCAUCAUGAAAAUAAUUGCACCAGAGUUAUUCCCCUUGGACGUCUCUCAUCAGUGCAACAUUAUUUCUGCAUACAUAAUGGCGGAGGACAAGCUUCAGAAAAUGAAUGUGGAUGGGAAUUUACCGGAGGAGAAGCUGAAGACCUCAGUCGAUGCUUACAUGGAAAAGCGGCAGAAAUAUGACUGGGUGUGUGAUAUGCUGGAGUUGGGCCAUAGUUGGGAGGAAGUGGCCUAUAAGAUGCUGGGCUACACGGCCGCUUCACCUGGAGAGGGCGCUGUUUACAUUGCAGUCUAAUGAAUGAAGGGUUAUCAAGCUUAACAAAAUACAUUGUACACAUUGAUGAAUUUCAAACUGUAGUUGAUGGAAAAGGAAGUCUGAUAUAAUCAUUUAAUUUAUUUAAGAUAAUUUAUCUCUGUUUAUUUGUGUAUAGAAUUUAUUAAUUGAUUUAUCAAUCAUGUUAAUUAGUGAUGUUUGUCAAUCAUAUUAAUUAGUGAUAAUGGUUGCUUCAUUGCCUGUGAUAUUGGAGGAAGUUUUUGAAGCUUACAGAAAAUCCAUGGUGUUACAUUGUAUGCAAAAUGCAGAUAUUUCACAUCAUUGAAUUCUUUUCUUUUUUUACCAUGUAUUAAGUUAUGUUAACCAACACAAAAUAUAAGUAGCCUUAUUUGUUACAGAUCACACUAACUCUUGUUUUAAUGACAGCACACACAUUUAUCACUCUCCUGUUUUUAGUAAGAUAGAGGUGUUUUAACUUCACCUCGCCCGAUAUGUGUCAGGUCACUAACUGUGUAACUAAUAGUAAAACUCUUCUGGUUUUAGUAAGGUAGAGGUGUUUUAACUUUGAAAUUCAUUGAUAUCCAAGGUCGCUAUCAAGUGAUGUGUGUCUUUUUAUGAGGCUCCACACAAUCUGACCUUAGAAAAAGAAACCAAUAUUUAAAGUACCGACACCAACAUUUGGUAGCGUGCACAGAUCAACUGUUGAACCUUAAUUUGUACAAGAUGCUUCUUUUAAUACCAUAAUUUCUCAAUGUUUACAGAACUAUAACACACCAAAGAAAACCAUGCAAGAUGAAAAUUUAAGAUAUGCACAGUACUAUUUUCAAAUGGAAAACUUUUAUAAUUUACCUUGUUUGAUGAAAAAUUGCCAUUAUAUUUAUUUUUAAAAAUCUGUUGGACCAGAUCGCACUAUCUGUAGAAUAGCAGCAUGCAUUUCUUUAAUGCGGUUUUUUAAUAUUCUUAAAUUUCCCAGUAACCUUCAUUUGUGUGUAUAGAUGUAUUUACUCCUGCUAAAAUUUUCAAUGAAAUUACAUGUAUAAUUGCACACAAGGAAGUUCAGAAUUUUGAAAUUUAAAAAAAAAUUAGCCAGACCUUUGGGUGACAUUUAAACAUGCCUGUGUCACGAGGAGACAAAAUCAACUAAUCUUUUGGAAAACAUGGAUCCAUGAAUUUCGCUCUCAGUCAUCUUAACAUUUCUAAAAUACUAACCAUGGAAAAGAAUAUGUAUCCCAAUUGUUUUUUAAAGAUUAAUCUUGAUAGACUUAAGGAGGAAUAACACCUUGUUUUACAAUGGCUGACUUCCUUUCAAAUGGACAAAUUUGAUGGGAAAAAAGCUAAUAAUAAGUUGUAAAUUUACAAUCUAGUUUAAAUACUUGGAAUAUUCAAUGAUUUGUGUAUAUUUUCAGGUAUUUGCUUUAUACAUGUCACAAAGCAAUGACAUGUAUUCUCCACAAGUGAUGAUAUUGUUUUCUAUUUUGUACUAGAACCAGUUUAGUACUGUCACAGCACUGCUUGGCUAUUAUACAACUCCAUAAGCCUGUCAUAAGUUUUGUUAAUUUACUGUAUCAUUAAGGGAGAAAGAGAUUAAUGUAAUUAAAACAUAAGAUGAUAAUCAAAGUUGAUUUUCAGCACUGUACCAGUUUGUUAAUUUAACAGUCAUGUAACCAAAUAUACUUCAAGAGACUAUGGGAACCAACUUCAUCAUAAGAAUUGAAUUUAUUAUGUUACAUAAUUAUGUCUUUUUAAAAUCUAACAAUUUAGUGUGAAUUAAUUCCUUUUCUCAAUUUGGUUUUCUGAGGUACUUAAUUUUUAACAUUUGAGUGUUGAUCUUGCAUGCUAUAAAAUUUUAAUGCAUAUUUCUUGCACUACAUGUACAAAAUGAUUUAUUUUGUAACACUUUAAAUAGAUUUCAAUAAAAAACAGUUAUUACA
Molecule: messenger RNA, 9363 nt
Organism: Ostrea edulis (European flat oyster)
Lineage: Eukaryota; Metazoa; Mollusca; Bivalvia; Ostreida; Ostreidae
Product: protein mono-ADP-ribosyltransferase PARP4-like
Exons: 47
Coding region: 167-7453 (2428 amino acids)
Molecular function (GO): ATP-dependent protein folding chaperone; ATP binding; NAD+ poly-ADP-ribosyltransferase activity
Source: RefSeq, a predicted model, not a curated record